AUGCCGCUAUAUUCCGAUUUGUAUCACAAUUACAUCGGCAAUACGCCAGUCAUCCCGGCGCCGAUCGUAUCAUCGUUGCCGUCCAGCACGUUCUUGCCACCGAGCUACGUAGGCGUUUCGCGUUCGUUCGGGACUCCGAUAACGGCCACCAGGACACCGUCCUUUUCCCGAGGUUACGUUCCAAAGUUAACCCCCAUCACAGAAACCCCGCUUACCGGCAGCCGGGUGACGGCACUCACCCGCAUCAAUUCCCCCAAAUAUAUCCCAAGCCAUGCUUCACCAACCUAUCAGAAGCCCAGACGUGUCAUCAACACGGCAGACAUCGACGUUUCCGCGAGUCGUUAUGCCAUCCGGGAUCAUACACCGAUCCGCGAUCGUUACCCCUCAUCAUCCCCGUCCUCUUCGGUAUCCUCCGAUACGGGCAACAACUCGCCACUAUCCGUAGCGAACGUCAGCGCUCGCGAACAGGAACUGAUCGAACGCAAUGAACAACGUAAGGCACGUUCCGCUAUCAACCGCAACCGUGCCGUGGUGCGUCUCAACACUAUCCGAGCCCGAAGCAAGUCGCGAGGUAGUAGGGGCAGUACUGAACGCAAAUCGCCACGCCGAACGGAUUCUCCGGAUAAAUCAUUCGAAGAUGAAUCCCCGCAGACGUCCAGACCCACCUCUUGGCGGGACCAGUUUCGUGGAGAAUUGUCCUUACAACCGAAAAAAGUCGAACCCAUUAAAAGCCCCGGUGAACUGCUGCUGGAGAAACACCUGAUUCGUGACGAUGAGGUUACUCCGAUUGUGAUCGAUGAAGCAACCUACAAAUCUCCCGUUAUGAAACGACGCGCAACUGUGCGUCGAAAGAGCGGCGUCAAAAUUCCCAGCUUCCACGAAAUCUGUUCGGACAUAAACUCGGACAAAUUGGACGACGAUCUGAAUGCCGGUGAGUUACGCCGACGCGCUUCUCAGAUCAUCGAAGAUGAGAUUGCCCAAUUUCAGGAGGAGCUGCACAAAGCCAAUGGAGUUAUGAAUGAUCAGCUGGAAGAACGACUUAAAACAGCUCUUGAACAGCAAAUAACCGACUCCGGUGUUGAGCUGGCAGAGAAGAAAAAGGUUAAAAAAGUUCGUAGAGUUAGAAGCAAACCUUUGCCGAAGCUUGAUACCGACGAAAGCAAUGGGGUGCACGAUCCGGAGGAAUCCGGAGGAGUGAAAGUUACGGCAGAUAGUCCAACCAUCGAAACUACGCCGGCGAUCGCUCCAACGAUCAAGGCUGAAGUGGAAUCGAUUGAAGAAUGUGCCGUGUUUAAGUUGCCCAAGAAAAAGAAAAAAGUCGCUUCGGGUGAAUCUCUCUCGUCUCCCGAAAGUGGUGAAAAACCGGUAAAGAAGGUGGUGAAAAAACCGGUUGCUAGUAAAAUGACAGAAAGUGUGGUGAAAACGGUUGCGGUAUCAGCCGAAUCGAAAUCGGUUGAAAACCUAUCGGUUAGCAAACCGCUGGUACUUGGGGAAUUGGCUCAACGAAGGAAAGCACAGGAAUUGCAGAAAAAGAUUGAUACGCUGUCGAAGAUGUGUGGUAAAAAAGUGCCCACGGAGUCGGUAGACUCUGCGGCGCACAAAGAAAAGACAGAAUCGAAGAAGACUGAAGCAGACAACACAACGGAGGCCACUGCAAAAAUCAAGCAGUUUCAAGAGUUAGAUGGGAAGAAAUCAGAACGACCAGAAAAGAUUGAAGACGCUACAAAGAAGGAAAUUGAAGUCAGUUCACCGCCUACUGAGUUAAGCGGUACUGCACUAACGUCGAUAAAAUCAACUGAAAACGACGUUAAAAUCACACGAAAAGCAGCUAGCGAAGAAGAAGCCAAUCAAGUGCUGAAACCACCAAUAAAAAGCAUUGCUGAGAAUCAGCUAUCACGACCCCCGGGAGAGCCAGCAACUUCAAAACUUCAAACCAAAUCACUUGGAAAACUGAAAGAGCCAAGAAAGGAUCAAGAGGUGCCCUUAACGCUUAAUCAAAGCAGUGAAAAUGUUGUCCAACCCGACGAAAAGACUGAUUCCAAUGCCAAAACUGUAAAGUCCGAGGAAAUCAAACCACAAAACUUAUCGAUUGGAGCUCCAACAAUACAAAAAGAGACAGAAUUGACAGAGGAGAAGACGAAUAAGGAAAUCCCGUGUGCUCUAAAAGAGGAAUCUUUACCUAAUAUGGCAGAGAAAAAAGUUCUCCCAAGUCUAAAGCCAAAGCCGAUUCUAAAAUCGACGACAACUGAAGGAGUGAAGGAGGCCGUUGAGUCGAAAGCGAAUGGUGAUGGCUCAGAGCUGAUAGCUGCUCAGAAAUCAGCGCCUUCAGCAAAGCUGCAGGCUGAUGAGUUGAAGCAGAAAACAAAACCUGGUUUGAAAACUGAGUUGAAAACUGCUAAACCUCAAGAAAUCGCUCAACCGGAGAAGAAGAUUGAGCUAACAAGACCAACUGAAAAGAUGUCAGAUGUUGCGGAUGGACCAAAGGAGAAGGUUCCGUCAUCCGAAUUCCCCGACAAGGUGGCCAAAUCCAGCGAACCAGAACCGGAGAAAUUAUCCAAAGAUCUUCAACUUCCGCCAGAACCAAAGAAAUCCGAAAAACCUGAUUUGCCAUCACCCCCACAAAAACCGACAAUCCAAGUCAAACCGGUCGAUACUCCGACUGUGAAAUCCGAACCGGCGAAGCCGGAGCUCCCAAAGCCCCACGUUCCUGAACCUCCUAAGCCACCACCGAAACCAGCCGAACCGAGCGUCAAACCGAAACCGAUACUGAAACCGGCCUUACGCAAGAAACCCGUUGAACUGACCAAAGUGCCCUCCCAGGACGAGGUGGACUUUUGGGGCAACAUCGGGACGCGUGAAACGAUUUCGUUUGCUCGCAGAAAGCAGAACCUCGAACGGCGCAACCAGAUGAUACUGCUCAAGUUUAGCGAAACCGAAGAGGACAGCGAAAGUGCACCGAUUACGUCGCCAACGGCAAAAACAUUCGCCACCAAGCUGAUGUCAUCGCCGCCGGCGGCAGAAAAUGCUGCUGCCUCAAUGCCCAAAUGGCCCAAACCGGCUGGAGAUGAAGAAACAGUACCCGCAGAAGUCACUUCUUAUGCGGGAUUAAUUGUAAAUAAACCCGCAAAAAUGGAGCUGCAGAAACCUAAGGAAAUUUCAGAUGAGGGACUUCCGAAGAAAGCCUUCGAAGUUUCUUUGGUAAAAUUGGAGCAACAAGCUCCCGCAAGUCCAACACAAAAACAAUUACCGCCUCCCGAGGCGGUCGACAAAACAAAACCGGCUCCCCUUAAAUCGAUUCUCAAAAUAGAUGAAUCACCAAAACCAGCAAGAGAUACGAGCCCAACCAUGAAAGAUGGCUUAGAUACUGAGCUUCCAACCAGUCCUAAGACGAAAAAACCAGUACCCAAAAUGACAGAACUUAAGCAGCCCGCAACAGUCGAUACGGUUUCUAAAGAACCUACUAAGCCGACCCUCGAUAACGGUCCAACCAAAACUCCGGCAACCAAUGACCAAUCCCCGAAACCGACUCGGAACGUAUUCAGCCUCAAAAAAGUACAAAAGACCGAAGCCAUCCCCGAAAAGGCAGCACCUACACCGGAGAACCUUCCAACUGCUCAGCCACCGGAAACUGAAUUAUCACUCCUAAAAACUCCCGUACAGACGGGCUUACUAAAACCGUCGGAAAUUGCGGCUAAGCGACUGCUCAACCAGAAGCUUUCGCCGAAGGAAAUGAUCAAAGCCGUUGCACCAACCAUUGCAGCUGCCGCGGAGAAGAAGCUCGCUCGAACUUUGCCGCCUGAAUUACCAAAGACUGCAUUAAAACAGGAAAAAGCACCCGCAGACAAGCCGGAAGCUUUGAAACCAACUACAAACGAACCGGAAAAGACAUCUGAAGGAAAGCAGGAAACUGUGCAGAAGACUGUAAUCGAACCGCCGAAGGCGUCCAUUGAACCCGCAACAGCGGCGAAGCCGCUCGAAACCACAGCACCCAGUGGAGAGAAAAAGACAAAGAUAGUCAUCAAAAAGGUGAUCAGGAUUGUAAAACCGAAAUCCGCCGCACCGGUGGAUGCGGCAGCCAAAGCCGAAGCCGACCGGCUCGAAGCCGAACGGCGAAAGGCGCAGGAAAAUGUCGAAAAAAUGAAAGCCAAAGUUAACCAAAUAACACUGAAUAUGGGCGUUAAACUCGAGGUGGAAAUCAAAGAUUGCGCAAAGUGUCAAAAGGCAACACUAUCGGGUGAGCUUCCGGCCAGCAAGACGAAUGGUAAGAAAAAACCGACGACGGCGGCAGCUGAUAAGGCAGCAGUCGCGCAAAAAGCCGACGACGGUGGCAAACUGACGAAGAACAAAUUUGGCGUCAUUACAAAUUUAAGUAAUCUAUCGGCAGCGAAAGCAGGUGAUCGAUCAGUUGGUGAUCAAGUGUCGACGGGCGCGGAACAGCCAAAGAAAACAAACAAUAAGCAAUUGGCGGUUGCAAAACCAGUGUCGAAAGCUCGAUACUCUUCCAGUAGUAGUGAAGCGGACGAAGGUUCCGGUUCAGAGACAUCGUUUUCCGGUGUAGAGGACGACUGGUCAUCGGAGGAGGAAGAAAUGGCAAACGAUAAGCCGGAAAAGAAGAAGUUCGAUCCGCAAAAGCGGGUUAAGCUCAACUUUGAGCAGAUGCGCAAGUGUUAUUCCAAGGAGGAGAAAUCUCCCAUUGUGUUGGUGGCACGUCCGAGACCUCUGUGGAAGGUGAAACGACACGGACAUCGGCACAACCGGAAGGCGGACCUGACCAGCAGCAGCAGUGCAAGCGAAGACGAGUCCGGAUCGACCACGGAUCAAACCUCGUCGGAGGCCACUUCCACGGUGGAUGCCUCGUCGGAUGUCAACACCGACAGCAGUGUCAACAGCAGCCGAGGAAACAACAAGAAGAAACAUGUAAAAUCUACUAGCAAAACCAGUGAUUUAGGCAGUGAUAUUUAUGACAAUCCUAUGGUGAUUCCGUUGCACACGGAGCCGCCCAGUAGUAGUAGCAAGUGUCCGCCUGCAAAGGACGAAAAUAACAACGAACGCAGCCAAUCUCAGCAGGCCCAGAAUGAGGAAGACGAUGAGAACAACAAGAAUGCCGGAAACCACGAGAUUCGCAGUACCAGCACCAGCAGCCAUGAUUCUGGUUUCUACGGUGGCGGAACGGCACCGAUCAGCCCUAAGAAGGCCAUGGAAACAUCCUACACGUAUGCACAAUUUCAGAAAACGGGUAAACUGACUGCUCCGGCCACGGUGAUACCCCGUUUCAGGAAAUACAACGUUGACGAUUUCCAUUUUUUGACUGUGUUAGGAAAAGGUAGUUUUGGAAAGGUAUUUUUAGCUGAGCUAAGGAACACAGAGUACUAUUACGCGGUGAAGUGCUUGAAGAAGGACGUCGUACUGGAGGAUGACGAUGUCGACUGCACGCUGAUCGAGCGGAAAGUGUUAGCGCUGGGCACCAAACAUCCAUUUUUGUGCCACCUGUUUUGUACGUUUCAAACAGAUAGCCAUUUAUUUUUUGUCAUGGAGUACCUGAACGGAGGCGAUUUGAUGUUCCACAUCCAGCAGAGCGGCCGGUUUACGGAAGCACGGGCACGCUUCUACGCCGCCGAAAUCGUUUCCGGACUGAAGUUCCUCCACCGAAAGGGUAUUGUCUAUCGUGAUCUAAAGCUGGACAACGUGCUACUCGACUACGACGGGCAUGUCCGAAUAGCGGACUUCGGUAUGUGCAAACUAGAGAUUUAUUUGGACCGGUUGGCGGACAGUUUUUGUGGUACACCGGAUUAUAUGGCGCCUGAAAUCAUUAAAGGUCAGAAGUACAAUCAAGCCGUCGAUUGGUGGUCGUUCGGUGUGCUGGUAUACGAAAUGUUGGUAGGACAGUCACCCUUCAGUGGUUGUGACGAGGACGAGCUGUUCUGGUCCAUUUGCAAUGAAAUUCCAUGGUUCCCGCACUUCCUGUCCAAGGAAGCGCUCAAACUGUUGAAGUCGCUACUUGAAAAAGACGCCACGAUACGGUUGGGCUGCCUGAACACAAUGGACGAGGAAAGCGAUAUCAAAUAUCAUCCGUUUUUCGAGAGCAUUGACUGGAAAACGCUGGAAAGAAGAGGACUGGAACCGCCGUUCAAACCGCAAGUGCGACAUCCCUUGGACACGCAGUAUUUCGACAAGCAGUUCACACGCGAGCGGGCACGCUUGACGCCCAUCGACCGCAACAUUCUGGCCUCGAUGAACCAGGCCCAGUUCGAGGGUUUCACCUACACCAAUCCGAACAAUACGCUAACGACGACGGAAGUCACCUACCACCCAAUACGCUGUCGCAUACAAAGUAGACCGAGCAGAUUCUACUAUUAG
Sabethes cyaneus is the source of this 6357-nucleotide messenger RNA. RefSeq names its product titin-like. The record is from RefSeq and is a predicted model, not a curated record. Lineage: Eukaryota; Metazoa; Arthropoda; Insecta; Diptera; Culicidae. The transcript is spliced from 10 exons. The coding region runs from base 1 to 6357 and encodes 2118 amino acids. Gene Ontology annotation, molecular function: ATP binding; protein serine/threonine kinase activity. Gene Ontology annotation, biological process: protein phosphorylation.